AGCGAUGCAGCAGAUCUCGAAAGGCCAGAAAAAUGUUUACAAAUGAAGAUUCAUCUGGAUCACGCCUUACUGUGUCAAGUCAAGCGGCGGCUCGUCCCGCGUCGGAUUCAAAGCGAGAUAUCCAAUCAUUCAAAUGCAUGACGCACUCGUCCCAAAACUGCUCGCCGAGGGUGAAACUAAGUUUCGUCCAACAGGAACUUUUUCAUCCCGACUGUAGAGUCAUGAAAUCCUGGGUGCACACCGCAACACAACGCAACACAACUUUGAUUAUCGCAUCCUUCUGGCCAGAUUGACAAUUGGAAAUCGAUGCCUCUGCGACGAAGAUUCGAGAGGCGCGCUUUGGAUCUGGAUCUUCUUUCUUACUUCAGCUUCUAGUUUGCUUUCUGUAUUUGAUUCAGCAUUCUUCACCCCACCUCCAGCAUCUCUCUGAGUGCACUUGUCUGUACAUUUAUUUUCCACCAUCACUUUCUACUUUCAACUAUCAGUCAUGGCAGCAGACUCCUCCUACUCACCCUGGGGCCUAAAAUGGCGUUCCAACACCUUCUUCAUCCUCUCGACCGUCACCAUCGGCAUGUUCACCGACCUCUUCCUCUACGGGCUCAUCGUGCCCAUCCUCCCCUUCAUCCUCCUCGAGCGCAUCCAAGUCCCGCACGACCAAGUCCAGUACUACACCUCCCUCCUGCUCGCAGCCUACGCCGGCGCACAAGUCCUCUUCUCGAUGGUCGCGGGCGUGAUUGCAGAUAGGAUGUCGUCGAGACAGCCGCCGUUCCUGUUUGGGCUUGCCGCCCUGUUUGGAAGCACGGCGAUGUUGUUCCUGGGACAAUCGAUUUGGGUUUUGGUACUAGCACGCGUGCUGCAGGGGAUAAGUGCGAGUGUGGUGUGGACGAUAGGACUGGCGAUGGUAAUGGACACGGUGGGGAGUGGCAAAUUGGGUGUUACAAUUGGCAGUAUAUUCAGUUUGAUCAGUGUCGGGGAACUUAUCGCUCCCGUAUUCGGCGGAUUGGUGUUCAAGAAAGCUGGAGCGGGCGCAGUGUUUGGUACGGCGUUUGGGUUGUUGGUUGUUGAUUUUUUGAUGCGAUUAGUCGUUGUCGAGAAGAAGGUUGCGAUUAAGUACGGGGUGGAUUACUCCUCUGAAAGCGACGACACUGAUUCCGAAGCUGGCGAGACAUCGCCUCUGCUCAGCAAUGGGAAUACCAAAGAAGAGGAACUCGCAAAGUGGAAGAUACCCAAAGAACAACCUACCUGGAUCAAGAAGUUCCCAAUUCUAUAUUGCAUGGGCAACUCGCGACUGUUGGUAGCACAACUUGUUGCAUUCACACAAGCUACUCUCCUCGCUGUCUUCGACUCCACGAUCGUCAUUGAAUCAUGGGAACUAUUCGGCUUCGAUUCAUUGAAAGCCGGACUACUCUUCAUCCCUCUGAUCCUACCUCCCCUGGUAAUUGGCCCCAUCGCAGGCCGAGGCGUCGACCGCUACGGCGCCCGAAUAUUCGCCACCUUCGGGCUUCUCUUCCUCUCCAUCCCCAUCAUCCUCCUGCGCAUCCCCCACGCCGGCGGCACUUCCGAAAUCACCAAAAUGGCGAGCAUCCUCGGGUUCUGCGGUCUCGGCAUGGCGUCCCUCUCAUCGCCCAGUAUCGUGGAAGCGAGCUACGUGGUAGAGCAGUUUCACCUUGCGAAUGAAGAUUUGUUUGGAGAGCAGGGCCCAUAUGGUCAGUUGUAUGCGGUUAGUAGUAUGGUUUUUAGUGCGGGGUUAACGGUUGGGCCGGUGGUUUCUGGGGGGUUGAGAGAUCGAAUUGGAUAUGGGAAUAUGAAUGCUGUUGUUGCGGGACUUUGUGUUGUGGUUAGUGGGUUGAGCUGGGUUUAUUUGGGGAGGAUACCGAAGCUGGUGAAGAGGGGAAGUGAGAGUUCGACUCCGUUGAUAAAUUAGAUUUGUCGGAUUUGAUAGAAUAAUUUAAUUGUUUGAACAAAUGUGGCUCCGCU
Molecule: messenger RNA, 1977 nt
Organism: Cadophora gregata
Lineage: Eukaryota; Fungi; Ascomycota; Leotiomycetes; Helotiales; Ploettnerulaceae
Exons: 1
Coding region: 488-1924 (478 amino acids)
Biological process (GO): transmembrane transport
Molecular function (GO): transmembrane transporter activity
Source: RefSeq, a predicted model, not a curated record